GCAACAGUCCCUUUAGCCGUUUGUUUGCUAAGCUAACCUGCAUCAUUAGUGACAGAAAUCUUCAAAAUGGUGGAUUUAAUCACUUUAAAAAAUGAAGUGGCGUUCAUCGUGAGUAAUCUGGCCAAGGCCGUGGUGGCGGAGAUUUUUACCGCGGCGGAGAAAGUCUCUUUAAAUAAACAAAAUCCCGAAACUGAGCGGCUGGGCGCUCUGGUGGAGCGUCUGUGUGCUGAAGCUGUGGAGAAGCUGCUGCAGAUGGUGGAGCUGGCUGCUGUGCAGCAGGACGAGGCUCCAGGAGACCAGAGCGAUGCUCCUCGGUCCGACCGGAGCGGUGAGGGUGUGAUGAAGACACCGAGCGCUGAUGGUGAGGACGGUGGAGCUGAGCCCCCCCCCACACAACAGACCUACAUCCUGGUUUAUGGGAGCGCCGCUGUCGACUCCAGGUGUAUGCUGGUCUCUCUGCAGAACGGCACCAGUGCUGACGGGGAAGAUAAAAGCAGCUGCACCGAGGGAACAGGUGAAGUGAUGCACAGGAAACACUCCUCCCCCUCCCCCCCCCCUCAGGCUGAUUUCCCCGACCACGAGUACGCUCGGCCGUCCUCACCUCUGCCCGGCGCCACCACAGCAGAGGAGGGCGGGGUCUCUGCAGCAUGCAGCAGGAAGCAGCAGCGCCGCAGCCGUAGGAGGAAAGCCAGAAACACGGCGGCGCUCGCAGAGACGUCAGGAAGUCACCAGCAGUGCUCGCAGUGCGGGAUGUUGUUUCCAAACGCAGAGCGACUCUCCGACCACCAGAGGAAGUCUCACCCGGUGUGCUCGGUGUGCGGGAUGAUGUUCACCGGCGUCCUGAAGCUCCGUGACCACGAGAUCAAAGAGCACAGGCUGCUGCCGUACGCCUGCGACUACUGCCCCAAAAGAUUCAACCACAAAGCUCACCGCAACCUGCACGUGAAGGCGCGGCACACCGGCGAGAAAACGUGUCACUGCGACAUCUGCGGGAAAGGUUACUCCUGCGUCAGCGUGCUGAAGACUCACCGGAUGACUCACUUCGACAAGACCUUCAUCUGCGACGUCUGCGGCAAGAGCUUCUACCACGCCUGCCACUUGACUCGCCACAAGCUGGUGCAUCAGGAGGCGCGGCCGUACCAGUGCUCCACCUGCGGGAAGGGCUUCACCCAGGCCGCCAACCUGCGCAGCCACCAGGCCAUCCACACCGGAGAGAGGCAGCUGUGCUCCGUCUGCGGGAAGAGCUACCGCUGCCUGAAGAACCACGUCAUCAGCAAACACUCGCACGAGCUGCCCGCCGACGAGCUGCCGGCCGCCGGCUCCGUCAUCACCUGCGACGUCUGCGGCAAGAAGUUCCCAAACCCGUCGCAGUUCAGAGUUCACCAGAGGAGUCACACGGGCGAGAAGCCGUUCCACUGCGACAUCUGCGGGAAGAGCUACCGGCUGAAGGAGCUGCUGCGCGACCACAGGUACACCCACACCGGCGAGAAGCCCUACAGGUGUUCCCUCUGCUCCAAGACCUUCAACCUGGCCACCAGCUUCAUGAGGCACCGCAGCAUCCACACCGGGGAGACGCCGUACAGCUGCCACGCCUGCGGCAAACACUUCCGCCUGCUCACCUUCCUGAAGGCUCACCUGCAGACCAAAGCUCACCUGAAGCAGACGCAGCUGAGGCAGCCCACGCCCUCUGACCUCUGACCUCUGAGUCCAUCAUGUGUUAGAGAUACAAUCACAAUGCCAAAAGUAUGUGGACGCCCAAACACUGCAGUCACACAGUGUGUCGUGACUUUUUUGACUGUAUGGACAGACCUGUGAACGCAUCACAGACACUCAGUUUAAACACUUUAAUUAUCAUGAAGCAUCAUCAUUGUCUUAUCUUCAACACGAGGGGAAGUCAUGUGACUGUUCCAUCAUCGUGGCCUUUUACUUCAGGAAUCACGUACAGCUGAGACCCGUCUGAACUGCAACAUGAUGAAUGAAGAGGGAAGAUGAAAGUUUUCUGUCCCUCAGCUGAGGAGAGACUCGACCUUAAAGUAGAAAACCCCCGACCACAGAGACUCCUCAGUGAUGUUGCUGGUUUCCUGUCUGACCUCUGACCUCAGAUUCACAUGAAUGUCUGUGACGGUUUCCUCUUUAAUCCUGGUCACAGAUAAUUCCCACACUCGGACGAUAAUUGUAAUCCAGCCGUGUUUUCAUCCAGAGGUUUGUUGUUGUGCAGACCACAGGUCAGAUUAAAGGGUGUAUACACGGUUAAUCCACCUUUGUGUUUGUACAAUAGAAUUAAUCACCUUUAUGACUCUUAAUGAUCCGCUGAUCGUUAAUCUGAGGAGGAGGUCAAACACAACAACAUGGCCGAUCGUCUGAUCCAAACAUCCUGAGACACAAAUAUCAUUUAUUUCUCUGUUAAAGGAGCAGUGCACCCCUUCACAGUCAGAGAGCUUUGUUCUGAUGAGGAAGAAAAGCUGCUGAGUCCAGCGACGGCGUCGUGUCUGAGGUUUAAUGAAGAUCUGUGUUCCUGUCGAGCAGCAGCUCGCUCAGACCAACCUUCUUACUUGAUUUAAAAGCACUGGAUGUUUUCUUAAGGAUGUGAAUAAUUCUGUUGUUUGUGUCUGCAGCACCAAUAAAUGUAUUAAUUGAU
Messenger RNA from Seriola aureovittata, 2638 nucleotides. RefSeq names its product zinc finger protein 135-like. Gene Ontology annotation, biological process: regulation of transcription by RNA polymerase II. Bases 67 to 1698 code for a protein of 543 amino acids. The transcript has 5 exons. NCBI's taxonomy places the organism in Eukaryota, Metazoa, Chordata, Actinopteri, Carangiformes, Carangidae. Gene Ontology annotation, cellular component: nucleus. Gene Ontology annotation, molecular function: RNA polymerase II transcription regulatory region sequence-specific DNA binding; DNA-binding transcription factor activity, RNA polymerase II-specific. The record is from RefSeq and is a predicted model, not a curated record.